AUGAGGUCGUGGAUUGAGGGUGUUUGGUAUUGGGGUGACUUCGGGAUCUCCCAAAGAAUAUCACAGCAACACGGUUUACUGCUGGAGAUACAGCAACUUCGACUUCUGCUUGAUGGUUCCAAUUGUAGUCUGAUUGGGAUUGAUUCUGUCGAGUGGAAAUUAGAAGAAAAUCAGUCUUUUUUGAUCUACUCCUGUUAUUCAUAUAUUGCAGGCCGGAAAAUCCCUUUUGGUCCUCGUAACAAAUUUGACAAAGCUUUGCAAUUGGUGUGGAAAAUGGGGGUCUCUUAUAAGAUUAAAGCUUUUGGUUGGAGGUUUCUUAUUAAUUCACUUCCAACUAAAGAUCUUCUUAGAAUUAGAGGCAUUUCUUUUUCUAUUGAUUUCCAAAAGUGUGUUUUAUGUGGGAUUGCAUAUAAAAGUUUGGAACAUUCCUUCUUAAAUUGUUUUGUUAUAAACUUGGUUUAG
Vicia faba (fava bean) is the source of this 462-nucleotide messenger RNA. Lineage: Eukaryota; Viridiplantae; Streptophyta; Magnoliopsida; Fabales; Fabaceae. The record is from the annotation of a GenBank genome assembly.